Messenger RNA from Dendronephthya gigantea, 2860 nucleotides. RefSeq lists its product as uncharacterized. The coding region runs from base 191 to 2860 and encodes 889 amino acids. The record is from RefSeq and is a predicted model, not a curated record. NCBI's taxonomy places the organism in Eukaryota, Metazoa, Cnidaria, Anthozoa, Malacalcyonacea, Nephtheidae. Gene Ontology annotation, cellular component: membrane. The transcript has 12 exons. Gene Ontology annotation, molecular function: carbohydrate binding; protein binding.
CAAAAAACGUUUGUUUGUAUAUGAUGGUAAAACUUCGGGUGCGAGAACUUAUGCGAACAAAACAAAACAUCGUAUAAAACAAACAUUUGGUGGAUCUUUAUCUCUUUACGAACUGAGUUAUUGUAUUCAGCCAAGUAGUGGACGAUAUGUUGACGUGAAAGAUUCUUUAUGCAGCGACACAGCAAAGCAAAUGAUUACUUUCGGCUCAGUGAUACAGUUCGGCGAAAGAAUGAAAUAUGUUCAUUGCGCCCCAAUACAACGUAUGGUGAUCCACAAAGCACAUUAUGGCGACUUCAAUAAUAGCGGGACAUUUGAUAUCAAUGUAACUAUUGAUAAGAAGUGUAGUCGACAAGCAAGUUGUCAAGUGAAAUCUCUUUGUGGUGGAAACAGAUCUUGUGAACUGACCAUUGACAAUAAUUUACUGUCCCCAUACUGCUCUGAUACUAAAAAAGAACUUUAUAUCGAGUACACUUGUGUGGAUAACUAUAUGAAUCCCAUAAAAGCAGCUCCCGACAUAAGAUUAUCAAAGUCACCGAGCGAAGGUUUCAUUGAAAUAAAGAUUGGUUCCACUUGGAAAAAAGUGAAAGAGGAAAUCUGGGAUAUCACUCGUGAAAAAUCGCUGUGUCAGCACUUCGGGUUUAAUGAGACACUUGGGAGCGGUAGUAAAACUCAGGGAAUUAAAGCAGGUCUAGAAUUCGUAAGUGGUGACUUGUGUUAUGACGUACCUCAAAACGAGAGAUGCUGUGUCCAUCUUUAUCCCUCUAUAACAACGUCAACAGUUGAUGCACCAUAUGUAACAUGUAAAACUUGCGAGAACCCAUUAUUACAGAACAAAACUAAGCUUCCAGACGCGAUAUUUUCUGGAAGUGGUUCCACUGACAAUACCACGUACAAAGAAGCGAGAUUUUCUAGCGAUGGUUGGUGUCCAACAGAGUCUGGAGACAAAUAUCUUAUGAUUGACCUUCAAAACGAAUAUCACAUAACACGAGUUAUUGUUAUGUGUGAUAAAAAUCAAACAAAAUGGGGUGGAUCAUAUUCAUUGAAAUACAGUCAUGAUGAAAGUUUGGUAGACGGUAGUAGUGGUUUACAGAUAAAUGGUAAUCAAAACGGUUAUCAAGCAUCGGCGACAGACAUCGACAUUUAUAAUGUCAGAUAUAUAAAGUUAGAGUCAAACGGGGGAACAAAAUUUUGUCUUAGAAUAGAAGUGUGUGGUGAAGUCCAAACGCCUGCUCCCGUACAAAGUAUUGUCGCCGAACCAUCGUCCUAUUCUGUUAAUCUAUCCUGGACAAUGCCAGUGGCUAAAAACUCUUCUUAUAUUACACAUUUCAUCAUUUACUUGAACGGCACAAAGAGAAAAAGAAUAUCUCGUGUACAACAUGGAAAUAAUUUCAUUCUUCGAGGUCUAAAACCUAACACUUAUUAUAAAGUUGGCAUAAUGUCCCAGGAUGGAUAUUCAAAAAAGUCCAUAGCGGUCUACAAAAGUUAUAAAACUAAAAGAGCAGGUUUUUUUCUUAGACACACUAAGUCAGGAAAGUGUCUCGCAGCUAAAACUCCAACCUUUAGCCAUAAUAGCUAUGGCACCCGUUAUUGGGCUGAAAUGGUCACCAACUGCUUGGAUGAUCUUGCCCUGUUCCGUUACCUGGAUAACGAAGUGUUGCAUAAUAUCGAGACAGAAGGGAACGUCGUGUCUGAUUAUCCUCAUUACAAUAGUCGUUUGCUUAUAUAUGACGGGAACAAUAAGCGUGGAAGAGAUUAUGCAAACAGCACAAAACAUCGUAUAAAACAAACAGUUGGUGGUUCUCUAUAUCUUUACGAUGUGAAUGAUUGUGUUCAGCCUAGUGUGCAGUAUGUUGACGUGAAAGAUACUUCAUGCACCGAAGAAGCAGCACAAAAAAUUACUUUCGGUUCAGCGACUCAGUACGGCGACAAAAUGAAAGAUGUUCAUUGUUCUCCAAUACAACGUAUGGUGAUCCACAAAGCUCAUUAUGGAAAUUUCAUUGAUGCUGCAACAUUCAAUGCCAAUGCAAAUAUUGAUAAGAAAUGUAGUGGACAAGCAAGUUGUGAAGUGAAAUCUCUUUGUGGUGGAAACAGAUCUUGUGAACUGACCAUUGACAAUAAUUUACUGUCAUCACAACAUUGUCCUGAUACUACAAAAGAACUUUAUAUCGAGUACACUUGUGUGGAUAAUUAUAUACGUCCCAUUACAACAGCUCCCAACAUAAGAUUAUCAAAGUCACCAAACGAAGGUUUCAUUGAAAUAAAGAAUGCUUCCACUUGGAGAAAAGUGAAAGAAGAAAUCUGGGAUAUCACUCGUGAAAAAUCGCUGUGUCAUCACUUCGGGUUCAAUGGGACACUGGGGAGCGUUAGUAAGACUCAGAAAAUUAUAGAAGGUAAAAUUUGUGAGAACUCAUUAUUACAGAACAAAACUAAGUUUCCAGACGCGAUAUUUUCUGGAAGUGGUUCUACUGACAAUACCAAGUACAAAGAAGCGAGAUUUUCUAGCCAUGGUUGGUGUCCAACAGAGUCUGGAGACAAAUAUCUUAAGAUUGACCUUCAAAACGAAUAUCACAUAACACGAGUUAUGGUUAUGGGUGAUAAAGAUCAAACAAAGUGGAGUGGAUCAUAUUCAUUAAAAUACAGCCAUAAUGAAAGUUUGGUAGACGGUAGUAGUGGUUUACAGAUAAAUGGUAAUCAAAACGGUUAUCAAGCAUCGGCAACAGACAGCGACAUUUAUAAUGCCAGAUACAUAAAGUUGGAGCCGAACGGAGGAACAAAAUUUUGUCUUAGAAUAGAAGUAUGUGGUGAAGCAAGAGAAGAGAGAGAUGAGGUAGAGAAGGUUACAAUACGGCACAAAAAAUAA